Messenger RNA from Sorex araneus (European shrew), 2238 nucleotides. RefSeq names its product serine protease FAM111A-like. Bases 1 to 2238 code for a protein of 745 amino acids. NCBI's taxonomy places the organism in Eukaryota, Metazoa, Chordata, Mammalia, Eulipotyphla, Soricidae. The record is from RefSeq and is a predicted model, not a curated record. The transcript is spliced from 7 exons.
AUGAAUGAAGACGCGGCGGGGACUUGUAAAGCUCUCUGGCCAGUGCGGACCCCACGGCUCGCGCCCAGCGAACCCCGCGGACCCUGCGCGCCCCGAGAGCGCGAGGCUGCUGCAAGCGUGCGCGGGCUCAGCGCCUCACCGGUCACAUCCCCGGGAGCGGGCUCAGUGCCUCCCAAGCCGCAUCCUCGGGCGCAUGGCCUCGGAGCCUUGCUGACUUUUCCCCACUCGCGGGUGCUGUCCCUGCAAUUUGAGGACUCGGCACACGGGCCAAUCAGCUUCCUAGGAGGAGGAGUUGUUGUCCUCCCAUUGGUCAGACGAGCCCACGCAGUUCGCCCACGCAGUGUGAAGAGCCCAGAGACUCAGUCCAGCCCUGCUGCUGCUGCUUUGGCUGUGCCCGCGGAGGAAGUGGCUCCUUUGAGCUCUAAGGAGUUCAAGUGCUCUAAGAUCCAACUUGGAAGCGCGCACUGCUGUUCCCAGGCUGUGUCUCUGAUCCCUCACUCGCAAUCCCCAUCAGCUCAGCCUGGAGGCAUCACCCACUGUGCGGGCUUCGCCAUCCAGACUCAAGCCAUCAUGAGUUCAAAGAUUCGCAGAUCCCAGAAUGAUUCAUCCAGUGAGCGGAAUAAUAUGACAGAGGAGCCGAUUUUCUCUCUGACAUGUCAGGUCAAGAAAGAGAAAACGAAGGACUCUGCAUAUGAUCCAAAAAAAAAACCUGACACCCAGGACCAAGGGCCCAAUGAUUUGAAAAAAAAGCUUUUAAUUCAGGUCGAGGGAGACAGAAGGACAAUUGAGCACGUAUGCAGCGCGAAGGACACCUUAUACGAGGCACUGCAGCAUGUUGGAGCUCUCCAAGCAAAAAUGAACACUCAGAGUGGCAAGGAACUGUUGGUGCAUGGCACAGAUGGCAUUAAAGCUUACAUACACCCUGCAAUGCCCCUCAGCUGUUUUCCUGAUGUCACUCAUUUGGAAAUUAGCUUUCAGAGUGGGCAGAAAGAAAACCACCUGUUUCUGGGCCAGUCUCACAACUUUGACACCAACUGUGUCAAAUUUUAUAUACAUGCAGUUGGGAAGAAUGGAAAACGGAUUGUUCAGUGCCGGAAACUUAACAAGCAAGGGAACAAACUCUGUAUUUGGGGUUUCAAAGGAGAAACCAUUAAGGAGGCUUUGUGUCGGGAUGGCAGGUUUCAGUCCUGUCUGGAGAAUAAUGUUUGGAAACUCGUGAAAGACCUGGACAGCAUUUUAGAGAGCUCCCAGCUCGUGGACGACCUGGAGGGCAAACACUUUGAGGUUGAGUUUGAGAAAAGGAGGAGAUCAAGGUCAGCCAGUGCUCAGAACUUUGAGUCACGAGAGAGAAACACAGGAGCAAGUAUAAACCUGUACCCUGAUUUAAAAGCAGAAAGUGAAAAGUUCAGAGAAUACUUUGAGAAGGAAGUCAAGGGAGCCAGAGAAAAAGCCAAAGUGCACAAGUUUCUUUAUAAACUCGGCCGCUCUGUCGGGUACCUCUCAUGGGACCACAGGGGAAAAAGGGGCUAUGCCACUUGCUUUGUUUUUCACAAGCAGUUCAUUUUCACUUGUUGGCAUGUGAUAAGAGAUAUUGUGGGAGAGGAAGUAGAUCAAACUCUUUGGGCAGGCAUAGUUAGUCGGUGUGUAAAGGUGUCAUUUGGUUAUGAAAUGGCCAUGCCGAAGGAAGAGGAAUGCUUCUCUGUGGACCCUUGGUUUGAGGUAGCUGAUGAAAGUCUUGAUUAUGCUGUUCUGAAACUGAAAAUAGAGAACGUCCAAGUUCCUGAUGGACUCUACAAGGUACUGAGUCCUGCAGCAUUUGGUAGCUUAAGAUAUAUAAUUGGUCACCCAGAAGGAAAGCCAAAGUGUACGGAAUCUUGCCUUGUGAUUCCUCAGGCUCAGCGAAAGCAGGAAUGUCCGGCUAGGCAGACACAGCUUCCGUUUGUCCACAUGGUCACUCGAAGGAGUUUUCCAGAAAUAAGUGAUAAUAACGAUGUGAUUAUUUAUCACAGCUCCUUUUUCUUUGGGGCUUCUGGCUCCCCUGCGUUUAAUGCAGAGGGUUCGCUGGUGGGCAUGCAUGCCGCUGGUCUGAGUUUGAACCUCCAUGGAAAUAGUCCUACACUCAUUGAGUUUGGCCCUUGUAUACAUUCCAUUCUUAGUCAUAUGGAGCAGAACUUUACUAAUCGGUAUCUAGAAAUAGCUGCCAAUCAGGAUGAAGAAAUGGACAGUGAUGUGGAUUGA